Apis mellifera (honey bee) is the source of this 1521-nucleotide messenger RNA. Its product is annotated as palmitoyltransferase ZDHHC16B. Bases 336 to 1280 code for a protein of 314 amino acids. The transcript has 7 exons. Gene Ontology annotation, molecular function: palmitoyltransferase activity. Lineage: Eukaryota; Metazoa; Arthropoda; Insecta; Hymenoptera; Apidae. The record is from RefSeq and is a predicted model, not a curated record. Gene Ontology annotation, cellular component: Golgi apparatus. Gene Ontology annotation, biological process: protein palmitoylation.
UUGAGCGGCGCUGGAGUAAUUAUAGCCUAUAUAUAGGAUAUGUUCAUCAGUAAAAUUGUUUUUGUGUUAAAGUUGGAUUAAAAUAAUCAUUAUCGAUGCUUUAAUUUAUAAUAAAUAAAAAAGAAUAUUUUGAACUAUAUGUUUUAUGAAAAAAAUGUUUAAAAUUGUAUAUUAUAAAAGAAUUUUUAAUAUAAUAUUCAAGAUGCUACUUAGUGUAUGGUAUAACAAUUGUUUAUCUUUCAAUGCUAAUAUUUGCGGUUAAUUUUAUUUUUAAAUAUAAAAAUUUUCUACUGAAGUUUUAAGAAAGUUCAUGUAAAUAUUUAUAUUAGAAGAAAAUGGUACGAAUAAAAUGGUCUUUAACUAAAACACCUAAUAUCCUUAAACUUAAUUUAAAACAGAAGUGGUGGCGUCUACAGAUCAUUACAAAAUCUUUAUUUUAUAAUGAAUUUUUAAAUUGGAGUUAUGUUUGUGAUAUACUUUUGGAACCAAUGUUCUGGUUUGUAGAAAAUUUUACUGCAUGUUUAGGACCUUUUAUAGGUAUUUGUAGUAAUGCUGGUUAUCCACCAGAAGGUGGUCUUAUACCAGAGGCUGUGAGUAUUUGUAAAAAAUGUAUUAAACCAAAGCCUCCUAGGACCCAUCAUUGUUCUGUAUGUAAUAGAUGUAUUCUUAAAAUGGAUCAUCACUGCCCAUGGUUAAACAAUUGUGUUGGUCAUUAUAAUCAUAGGCAUUUCUUUCAAUAUAUGGUUUUCACAGUACUUGGUAUUUUAUUCAUAAUGCUAUUUGGUGUAGAGAUUGCAUAUCAAGAAUUCUUUCCAGCACAGGAGCCAGAAUUAGAUGGUCAUCCAGUGCGCAUUAAUAAUUCUGAAAUAAUUCCUAUGACUGAGUCAUUAGAUCAUCUAAGUGAAGAAGAAUUAGCUGAAAUAGCAAAAAAAGCUGCAGAUACAAACAUUAAAGAAUGGAAACGUCGACUUAUAGUUUUUGCAGCACUAAUUUGUGUAGCCACAUUUGCAGCAUUAGGAGCACUUACAUGGUGGCAUGCAGGUCUUAUUACAAGAGGAGAAACAAGUAUAGAAGCGCGUAUAAAUAGUACAGAAACACAAAAGUACAAGAUACUUGGAAAAGUAUAUCAAAAUCCAUAUAAUUUUGGACCAAGACAAAAUUGGAAACUUUUUUUAGGAAUAAUCGGAAGAAAUUGGUGGUAUAUACUUUUUCCAUCUACUCAUGGACCAUAUGGAGAUGGUCUUACAUGGAAAACUAUUCAUGAUACAAAAAUAUCUUGAGUAUAAUUUCUCUAUUAAUAAUUACAGAAGUUAUACUUGUUUUUUACAGUCAUAAAAAAUAUCGUUUUUACAGAUUUAAAAAUAUUCUAGUCAAACUAUACUUUGAUUAAUAUAAUAUAGUCUGAGAAUUUUAAUGUCAACCUUAAUCAAUAUAAAUACAGUCUUUGUACAUCAAAAAAAUUAUUCAAUAUGUACAUAUAUCGAUCACAAUAUCUUUAACAAAUACUUUUAUCUAAUGUUA